Messenger RNA from Dromiciops gliroides (monito del monte), 3808 nucleotides. RefSeq names its product HAUS augmin like complex subunit 2 (gene HAUS2). Bases 78 to 728 code for a protein of 216 amino acids. Gene Ontology annotation, biological process: centrosome cycle; spindle assembly; microtubule nucleation. The record is from RefSeq and is a predicted model, not a curated record. NCBI's taxonomy places the organism in Eukaryota, Metazoa, Chordata, Mammalia, Microbiotheria, Microbiotheriidae. The transcript is spliced from 6 exons. Gene Ontology annotation, cellular component: centrosome; mitotic spindle microtubule; HAUS complex.
GCGCGCGCAGUGGCUGCUCGGAGGCUGAGCCGCGUUUCUGCCCGGCCCCCUAGCAGGGAAAGGCGGCUAGCGGAGGUAUGGCGGCUUCCAACCCUUGGGUCCCGGAGAGCUCCCCAACCGCCGCGGGGCUGCUGUUGGAAGACUACUUAGCCUCGGGGCUCGUCACUCAGGAGAUAUUAGAUUCAUGUAAGAAUCCUGCUCCUUUUUUUGUAAACUUCUCCAGAAUGAAGCAGAUUAAAGAUAUGGAAGCUGAAAUCAGAGAGAAGACCUUGGAAAUUGACCUCUUAACGCUAGAAAAAGAUACAGCAGAUGUUGUUCAUCCUUUCUUUCUAGCUCAAAAGUGUGAGACUCUGCAAAGCAUGAAUCAGCACUUGGAGACUGUGCUGAAAGAGAAGAGGGCCCUCCGACAUCGACUGAUGAAGCCUCAAUGCCAGGAGAACUUGCCUAUAGAAGCCAUUUACCACAAGUAUGUGGUACAAUUACUGGACUUGGCAGUGAUUUUCAUUGAGAAACUAGAAGCCCAUAUUGAGGCCAUAAGAAACAUUCCUCGUUUAGAUUCUAGUGUGAAGAAUAUGGAUAAGGCUUUGACAAAAAUGAGUGUCUUGGCAGGAGAGACAGAGGAACUGAUAGAAAAUAUACUGAAGUGGCGAGAGCAACAAAAGGAAAUUUCUUCUUCUAUCACCAAAAUAUUUUCUGGAGAUCUCUUCAAAAAAAGCAUGAGAUUGUAAUCCCCCUUUCAACUUUCCAGUCCAGAACUGAGGGCCAGCUGACUCACUUGAUACCAAGCGACACCACCCCCUAUGUUAUUUUUGUUUAUUUUUGUGUAUGUCUGGUGCCCAUUCAUAAUUGACUAUAAUGGGAGAAUUUAUAGGCUUUUUUGUUCAUUGUAUUCAUGAAACCUAUUUUUCUUAGUUUAUUUGGGGUUGAUUGUGACCAAAGCUGAUUUCACCUUUUUCUCCCUACAUGAAUGGAAUAAGAUACAGUAACAUGAAGAAGAAUGUAUUUCAUCUUCACUGGCAGCACCUGGACAUGGAAAGAAGUUAGUUGCAUACAUUUAUGCAUGACAGUUACCAUACUCACAACAAACUGUCCAAAAUGGUGAAAAAUCUUUACAAACAAAAAGCUCUGGAAUUAGGAAAGCUAUUUGAAUCUGACAUUGCCCAUACUGCUUUUGGAUCUGUCUCAAGGGUAAUCAACAACCUCUUAGUCCCUGAACGAGAAGAACAAAGGCUGAACAGGUUGAUAGUUGGCCCUGGCAGGUCUAAAGGGAUAGUUACAGAGGAAGAAAGAAACUAGAACCAAGUGAGACUAAGGGAAAAGGUACAACAAAGAGAUGCAGAUGGUGGGAAGCGGUGCCAGUAACUCUUGCAGAGUGCAUCCAGUCCUACUGGUACCAUAACUGUCCUCUCAUAUUUUUGGAUCUUUUUUAUUAAAUAAAAAGGAAUUGAUAUGUUUCUGUAGUUCUGAUGUCUGCCUUUGUACCUCAACACCCACUUAACCACAGACACAGAAGAUGCAUUUUAUAAAUAUGCUGACUUGAUGGAGGCUUACAACACCUCCUUGUAGCAAAUGACUUUAUUACACAAUAUCAAGUAUGAAGUAAUUAGCAAUUGAACUCAGUUACUUUUUUGGAAGUUAUUUUCCUGGUAAAUUAAUGAGCAAUCAUAUCCUGAAAUCUCAUGGAUUUGAUCAUAAUUAUCUCCCGUUAAUCAUCUUAAGGCAAAACCCAUUAUUUCCAGAAAUAACCUAACAUCAGUCUUUGUCUCACAUACUCUCAGAAUUUUUCUCCAUGUAAUUGAGAUUGUGUUAGCUGAUUUUUAUGUUUAUUCCUUGCAAAUAAAUUUCUAUAUUGCUGUUCAUUUUUUUAAAAAAAUGUUAUUAUUAUGAGCUUAAUAAAAUAACAAGCAUGGACAUUUCUCUAUAUAAAGAACAGGAAAAGCGGACUGCAUAGAAAAUUGUAAAUAUCUGCUUUGUACAGUAAUUGUGAGCUCUCUUUCAUUAGAUAGGGGACCUGCCAAAGAUCCCCUUUAGGGCAGGGACUUAUUUUUGCCUUUCUUUGUAUGCUCAGAGCUUCACACUGUGCCUGGCAUAUAGUAAAUGCCUAAUAAAUGCUUCUCAAUUUGUCUGUAUAACUUGUGGGUAUUGUGGGUUUUGGGUUUGUUUUUUUUUUGCAGUUGUUAUAAAUCAAUCCAAGUUGUAGUUUAUUUUUUUUUUCUGUAUUUAGUGUCUUUCUGUUUCUACUAUAUAUGGAGGUGAUCCUGGGAACUAGAUGACUAUGCCAGUUUGGGCAGGUUCUGUUGGAUUGAAAAGGCUUUGAGUUUGGAAAGAACUUUUGGAAAGGCCCAGCCUCAAACCUCUAGGGUUGAAGAGGCUUAUCACCAGAUUGGCUACCUAGGGAUGAUUUUUUCAGGCUCUAUAAGUCUCUAGGGUUGUGGAUAAAAUGAUGAAAGGGUUGUAAAAGGAUGCCCAUUCUGUUGAAAUCACAUAUUCUAAAAUUACUGGGGCAAAAACAAACAAAAAAGUUAUCCUUAAAGAUACAGAGACUGCCUCUGACAGCUCAAAGUGAGUGUCUAUGAUAGCAAUUGUUUCUGUUCUGGUCAGAAACCCAGACGGUCUCCUCACAGAUUGAUUCUUUUGGAAAGGCAAACUAGGCCAUCUUUUGCUUCACUUUUUACCUAGCCUUAAAUCACUGAAUGGGUGUUAUCUCAGACUGAGGCUUGGGAAAGACCUGAGCUUCAAAAGGCCAAGGUCUCCCACUGCAUCUGGGGUCAUCUCCAGUCAUCCUGACCUAUGUCUUACCACUGGACUCCCAAUGACUCUGGAAGAGAAAAUGAGGCUGAUGACUUUGCAUAGCUCUUCUUCACUUAAAUGCAGUUCGCUUUCAAGUCAAAACAUCUCCCUCCUGAUGUCAUUGGUCCUCUUUGAGAACGAAGGACAAACAACAAUAAUAAAUGCUGAGUUUUAAGUGCCUACAGCUCAGUGAAGCCAUGUGUUUGUUUGACUCCUCAAAGCACGAGGUAAGUGCUGGGGCAUCCAAGCACAUUCGCAACUAUUCACAAGGAGCCAACUAGUCAUUUGUUUAGUCCUCUGUAGUCAGCUAUGCUCUGUUCAGUCACCUUUUGAUGAUUCAUACUAAAGAGGAGUAUACAAUGGAAAAUUGGAAGUACAAAUAUAUUAAAGUAUAUUAUCACAUUAAAUGUAAAUUAAUGUAUUUGUGAUUAUAUCAAAAUAUUUAUUAAAAUAAAAAUAAGUUUGGGAAGAAACAGCAUGGCAUAUUAAAAGAAGACCCAGCCUUGAAGCCAGGAAGGCCUAGGUUUUAAGUGCUUCUGACACUUAAUGGCUUUGCAACCAUGGGCUAAUCAUUUAACCUCUCAAUGCUCUGGGCUGCUCUCAGAGACUCUGAAGUUAAGAAGAAAAUGCUGGCCUGCACUGGUAAAGGCAUUUUCCUCACACAGGAGUUUCCUGUAGUGUAUGGGAUGUUCAGGGAGGACUAGCACCUGUGGUGUAAAGGUUGCCAAGCCCUUUUCAGGGCUGCUUAUCCACCUUUGGUGUCCUUCUGGCACGCAACUCUCACCUGUUGUCCCAAGAAGUUGUAGCAUGAGCAAUGGGCACACGCCAGCAAAACUGUCUAGGCAUCUGGGUGAGACCAGGUUGAAGAUAACUGACAGGCCUCAAACCCAUCAGUGAAUUAGGGUAUGUCUACCCCAAGCAUGUGAAGACGUCCCCUGGAGGAAUGGGUAGAUGAGACCAAUUUGUUCCCCAAGUGGCCCAGAAGGUGGGUGGCUGAAGGCAGGGGCCGUGAGUGCUU